This is a messenger RNA of Ochotona curzoniae (black-lipped pika), 1412 nucleotides long. It is a transcript of the gene ACTL6B, whose product is annotated as actin like 6B. Lineage: Eukaryota; Metazoa; Chordata; Mammalia; Lagomorpha; Ochotonidae. The coding region runs from base 103 to 1383 and encodes 426 amino acids. The record is from RefSeq and is a predicted model, not a curated record. Gene Ontology annotation, molecular function: chromatin binding. Gene Ontology annotation, biological process: nervous system development; regulation of transcription by RNA polymerase II. The transcript has 14 exons. Gene Ontology annotation, cellular component: NuA4 histone acetyltransferase complex; SWI/SNF complex.
CGCCGCGCGCGCCCCGCCCGCCCGGGAUCCCGGGAGCUGUCCGGCCGCCGCGGUGCUGAUCCCGCCGCCGCCCACGGGCCGCGAGUCGCACGGAGGGACACUAUGAGCGGGGGCGUCUACGGCGGAGAUGAGGUGGGAGCGCUGGUCUUUGACAUCGGCUCCUUCUCGGUACGCGCUGGGUAUGCCGGCGAGGACUGCCCCAAGGCUGACUUCCCCACCACGGUGGGGCUGCUGGCCGCGGAGGAGGGAGGCGGGCUGGAGCUGGAGGGGGAGAAAGAGAAGAAGGGGAAGAUCUUCCACAUCGACACCAAUGCCCUGCACGUGCCUCGCGAUGGAGCAGAGGUCAUGUCGCCCCUCAAGAAUGGCAUGAUUGAGGACUGGGAGUGCUUCCGAGCCAUCCUGGAUCACACCUACAGCAAACAUGUCAAGUCGGAGCCCAACCUGCACCCAGUGCUCAUGUCUGAGGCUCCGUGGAACACCCGGGCCAAGAGGGAGAAACUGACCGAGUUGAUGUUUGAGCAGUACAACAUCCCCGCCUUCUUCCUGUGCAAGACGGCAGUACUCACUGCCUUUGCAAACGGACGCUCCACAGGCCUUGUGCUGGACAGUGGGGCCACACACACCACAGCCAUUCCAGUGCACGACGGCUAUGUCCUGCAGCAAGGCAUUGUCAAGUCACCCCUGGCAGGGGACUUCAUUUCCAUGCAGUGCCGGGAGCUCUUCCAGGAAAUGGCCAUUGACAUAAUUCCCCCCUACAUGAUUGCAGCCAAGGAGCCUGUCCGGGAGGGUGCCCCCCCAAAUUGGAAGAAGAAGGAGAAGCUUCCCCAAGUCUCCAAGUCCUGGCACAACUACAUGUGCAAUGAGGUGAUCCAGGACUUUCAGGCCUCGGUGCUGCAGGUCUCAGACUCCCCCUAUGAUGAGCAGGUGGCCGCACAGAUGCCCACGGUGCACUAUGAGAUGCCCAAUGGCUACAAUACAGACUAUGGAGCAGAGCGACUCCGCAUCCCCGAGGGCCUGUUUGACCCCUCCAAUGUCAAGGGCCUGUCGGGCAACACCAUGUUGGGUGUGGGCCACGUAGUCACCACCAGCAUCGGCAUGUGCGACAUUGACAUUCGCCCGGGCCUGUACGGCAGCGUCAUCGUCACGGGUGGGAACACGUUGCUGCAGGGCUUCACCGACAGGCUUAACCGAGAGCUUUCCCAGAAGACCCCACCGAGCAUGCGACUGAAGCUCAUCGCCAGCAACAGCACCAUGGAGCGCAAGUUCAGCCCCUGGAUCGGGGGCUCCAUCUUGGCCUCACUGGGCACUUUCCAGCAGAUGUGGAUCUCCAAGCAGGAGUAUGAAGAGGGCGGAAAACAGUGCGUGGAACGGAAGUGCCCCUGAGGCCGCCUCUUCCAAGCGCCCCCCGCAGC